Molecule: messenger RNA, 6472 nt
Organism: Sabethes cyaneus
Lineage: Eukaryota; Metazoa; Arthropoda; Insecta; Diptera; Culicidae
Exons: 12
Coding region: 81-4811 (1576 amino acids)
Biological process (GO): regulation of transcription by RNA polymerase II
Cellular component (GO): nucleus
Molecular function (GO): RNA polymerase II transcription regulatory region sequence-specific DNA binding; DNA-binding transcription factor activity, RNA polymerase II-specific
Source: RefSeq, a predicted model, not a curated record
UGUCAAUAAGGAGAAUUUUCGUAAACAAUCUAAUGAAAUUGUAAAAUACCAAGUGCUUUCCGGCCUACUAGGAGGUGAAAAUGCAGCACAACUCCCAGGCGCACUUGUUUCAAAUACAGGUUAAAUCUCUAAUUAAAACUCUAAAAUGUCUGCAGUCGGACGAUAAAUACCAGGCGCUACUGUUUCUCAUUUCGGCCAUUAAGCUGUACGUCAAAUUUUUGUACAACGACACUCAAGAGCGCAUCUAUAAGCCGUCAAUACUCAAAGAAUUGAACAACAUUCAAAAUGUGAUUAUUGCAAAUUUGUUGAAAUCCCGAAAUGCUGUUUUAGCACCUUCGUCACUGUCAACCCCUGCAUGUGAAUUGCAAAGUAGCGUUCGCAAUAAUGUCCCAGAGGCAAAAGACAGUGAUGAAAUUUUACUUGUGCAUCCUUGCUCGAAAUCACUACUUCCACUUACACCCUAUGAACUCAAUGGAAAACUGCUGCGAGGUGGAUUGUUCGACGAUAUUCCUCUGGUCGGAGCAGUCCGAUUUAAACCAUGCAAGCGCCUCGGAAUAACAAGCAGCUUUGGAAAUGUUCAGCUCAAUCGCUCCCUGGUGCGAUUGAUCGCUUCCAGAAAUUUCAAACUUUUGUUCAACAUGUUUGAGCAAAAUGUUUUUCCCACCUGGAAAAUUUUCAAAACAGAACGUGCUAUUCGAACCCGCACUCGUCCUACAAUGCCCGCAAUUUGUUACAGCGGAGGAUCGUCUCAUUCACCUCCCGCAGCUUAUAUCAAGAAAGAGGAUUUUGAUUUUGAUCCUCCGUAUUCAAUUGGUGGAGAUGAUCCAUGUUUUGAAGAGCUCAAAGACGACGACGAGGAGCUUUUAAUGUUGAAGGAGGAUGACGAGGAAGAAGAUGACUCAAUAUCCAACGAAAUGUUCUCUGAAGAAUCAUCCACUAACAAUACUUCGCUAAUGCUUUCCUCCGACACGAAUACUUUGGAUACUAAUGAUUCCAAUAUGCUGUCUGGAGAGCGAUGUAAGGAACAAGUUUAUCAGUGUCUUCUCUGCGAUAAAAGUUACAGAAAACGGAAAUCACUGGUUAUUCACUUUAGCCAUCAUCCCGGUUUUUGCCCUGACUGCGGUAAACAACGAGGUGUAACUUCCGAGGAAAUAAUCGAACAUAACAGAGUAUAUCACAAAAACAGGCCUCACAUUUGCGAACACUGCGGCGAAACAUUCACUCGGAACCAACAGUAUCAGGUCCAUAUGCAAGGUCAUUUCAUCAGUAAAACUCGCGUUCAGGAACAAAAUUGUAAAAAAACUUACAAGUAUAGUUGUCGUACGUGUGGCAUUGUCUUUAAUAAUCAAAAGUAUUUAGAAAAACACGCCCAAAAAACUUGCCACCAGACGGAGGGCGUUGCUUGCGAUACUUGUGGUGCGAUUUUUUCUUCGGAUAUUAAACUCUACCAGCAUAUUGCAAGGACACAUGAAAAUGAAAAACGCUUUACCUGUGAACAUUGCGCUAAAGUAUUCAACCAAAAGGCGAAUCUCGAUCGGCACCUAUUGAUACACACCAAUGUCUCUGAAAAAAACUACCCUUGCGAGCAGUGUAGUGCCUCAUAUCUAUCAAUGACCUCUUUGAAGGAACAUAUUAAGAUUGCGCAUAGUGCGGAUGAUAAAUUCGAGUGCAACAUCUGUCACAAGUUGUUUGCUGCCAAACGUUCUUUAAAACGCCAUAAGUUAUGUCACUCGGAGGAAAGACCCUUUCCAUGUACGGUAGAGAAUUGCAAAGAAGCCUACAAGAACCAGUCCCAUUUGGUGCGUCACAUGAAGACUGCACACCACAUUGAACCGCCACCUAAACGACACCAAAAGGCCGUCAAGAGUGAACAAGGUGAGUUUGUACCGCUAGAUCCCAUUGGCACUGGAGAUUCCACUGCAAGUAAGAGCAAUCAAUUGAAGAAAUCGGUGAUCGGAGGCGGAAGUGACAAGUCAGUUGGGGAUAGCAGUACCAAUUUCAGCGAUAAUUUGUCGUCUUAUAACUAUGACUACGUUGAUACAAAUGUAGCUACAGUUGAUUCUGGUCAACAACGAUUGCAAAUGCUUGGACCUAGUGUAUCUAGGAUGGGGGGACCUGUUGCCGUAAAUUUCAACGACCCUGUUAUUGGGUAUUCUGGAACAUCUACUACUAGUGAACCAUUCGAAUGGCAGAAUCUCGAAUUUGGUGGCGGCGUUGUUAAUAGUGGAGGCAGUGGUCCAGGUCAAACACAGCUUAAUCAGCUUAACCAAGGCUAUAUAGACAGUACUCAUGUGGCCGGUUCUUCAAAUUACAUGGCUGCGGGUGUAUCAGGAAUGCGAACGUACACGGACCCCAACCUAAUUUGCGAACAUUGUGACGAAGUCAAUUUCCUGAAUAGUCAGCAAUUGCAAGCUCAUAUACAGGAUCACUUCACUGCGAAGGAAGGCAAAGAGCCUUCCGGAAAAAAGAUGCAACGAUUAUAUUGUAAAACUUGCAAUCUGGUGUUCUCCACCGGCCCUCAACUAGAUCGACACAUCCAGAAAACAAAUCAUCACACCGAUAGCAUCGUGUGUGAGCUAUGUAGUGCAAUAUUCAACUCUAAUCUCAAAGUUUAUCAGCACAUGCUCAAAUGUCAUAAAAAUGAAACCUGGCAGGCUUGCGAACAGUGCUCUAAAGUUUUCAUCUUAAAACAAGAGUAUGACAAACACCAGCUGGUGCAUCAAACCGUAACUGAUAAAUCUGUUAUCUGCGAACACUGUGCUUCAUCGUUUUUCUCGCAGGAGGCACUUAAGGAACAUAUCAAAAUUUCCCACACCGUGGAAAAGAAAUACGAGUGCAACAUAUGCAACAAACUAUUCGCAGCAAAGCGAUCGUUAAAACGCCAUAAACUUUGCCAUGAAGAGGAAGGCGCAUUUCCAUGUCUUGUCGAAGAUUGUAAAGAAUCGUUUAAGACACCUACCACUUUGGCAAAACACAAAAAAUUGGUUCAUAGCAUUGGACCUGAUCCCAGUGAAAAAGGCGGGGCGAAAGGAAAGGUAAAUGCUGCAGCGAAAGUAGCUAACGAUAAAUUGCUACCAGAGCCACCACCGACGACUGGGCCAUCAGUUAGCACCCCGGUACUCGCUAUGGGACCUGUUCCUGGUCCAUCUGUUCCAAUUAAAUUGGAACCACGGACACCUAGCGGUAUGUUGGUACCCCCUUCGCGGACUAGUAGCACGAGUAGCGCUGGUGCAGGUAGCAAUCCAAAUACAAUACCGUACGACCCGUAUGGUGCAGGAAUGCAUUACAAUAAUGCUAUGGGUUCCGGUCAACAACCGGGUACACACUUUACUGUACAAAACCCAAGCAGCGCACUCCAUUAUGGCACAAACGCAACAGGUGGUCGCACAGGAAAUGAACAAAACAUGACAUACCGGAUGGAUCCUAAUGCUUCGCCUUCUGCACCUGGACCUUACGGUCACGGCACUACUGGAGGCUACGGUCAGAUGAACAGUUCCUUUGAAUGGCGAAACAUGGAACUGCCAAACAGUAUUGACCCCGGAAUGGGAACAUCUAGCGCAAGCGCUGGCCAGACAGUACAAUCCGUGGCUGCUGCAAUGAAAGCUAAUAAAUAUUACCCAGUGAUGGAAUCCAGUGCCACCGCAGGUGGCGGGUUUAUUCAAUCCCAACAGUCGCCACAUCACCUUCAGCAGCAACAACAACAACAACAACAACUCCACCCACAUCAUCCACAGCAUCCACAUCACCAGCAAACGCAACAACAACAACAACCACCACCACAACAACAGCAACAGCAUCAAGUCGUUGGAGGCGCUACAGUUCUUCAAUCGAAAACUCCACAAGAGUCACAGCAACAUCAUCAACAGCAAAUGAUCAAUAUGAACAAUCAGGAGUUUAUGGGCUAUCAGGAAAUUUGGAACGCAAAUAUGGUAAAAAUGGAAUACCAAGAUGACGUAAACAACUCGAAUGUAUCAGGAAGCUCGUAUAAUAAUAUUGGAAACAUUUUAUCGAAUCUAGAACUGAUAGGUAAUAAUAGCAAUUAUGAGCAAAGCUAUGACAUCGUACCACCCACAGCUGGUGGUGGUGAUCCGCAACAUGCCCAGCAACAACAAGCUAACCAAACGGCAACGCAAGUACCGCAAGUUGCUCCCAAAAACAGCUAUCAUAAACAACAUAUGCACCAGCAACAACAGCAGCAGCAUCAGCAGCCAGGAAUGAUAAGCGUUGAAAAUCCAAUGGUGGUUCCACAUCAUCAUCAACAGCAGCAACAAUAUUUUCAGGAACAUCAUCCCCAACAACACCAUAGUAUCCAUCACCAACAACAACAGCAAUCACAUCAUCCUGGACAUCCCGGUCAUCAUGGUCAGUUGCAUAGCCACCACAAUCAGCAACAGACACCAAGUCCACAUCAUCAUCCACCUCACAUGCAGCAGCUUCAGGGAACGCAACAGCAGCAGCUGCAACAACAUCAGUACAAUGCACAUCUUCCACAUCAUCAGCAGCAGCCACAGCAUCCACACCAUCUCCAUCCGCAUGCACCAGGGCCACCUGGAUCGCAUCACGGUACAGCAGUUGGGCCAUCUGCUACUGGUCAUCCCCAUCAACUUCCACACCAUCAACAGCAGCCUGGCAUGAGUUAUCCAAACCAGCAACAUCCCCAUCAACCUCAUCAACAGCAGCAGCAGCAACAACAACAACAGCAACCACAAGAUCAUACUCUUACUGACAUAUCGAAAACCAAUAACUUACAGUUCGUCGACAGCUUCACCGAAUCGAUUGAUUAUCUACAACAGUCGUUUCAAUAUGUGUAAUAUUAAACACACAAGGUACCAAUGAAAAAAAUCCAGUUGCCUAAUGUCAUUCGUCUGAAACAGGUUUUCUGAAAGCUGCAUGCAUUACAUUGGUUUUUAUUCGGGUGUACACAUCUCAAGCAGUUGUGGGUAAUGAGAAGCUUUUGUCACUGUACCAUUGGUUGACGUGUCUAUUUUACGUUUUACUAAAAAAUAUGUCUUUAGAAGAUGUAUUGUGAGUAUUUGUCCCAGUUUUCGUCAGAUGUGCAAUUAUAAUUUUUCAAUCGCGUUUAAUUUAGAUCAUGCUGGAAAUGGUUAUAUUGAUUGAUACAAAAGUAACAAUCAAUCGAAUGCCUCUUUUUUCGAAAACUAUGUUGUAUUUCGAAAUUUAAGAUAUUUCAAUCAGUUAGCGUCAAGAACAGCACUAAGGAUUGUAUUAUCAUUUGCAUAUUGAACCAUUCGAUGUUUUUGAUUUGCCCCAGAUUAAAAUUGUAUUUAAAUUAAAUACAACUUAUUAGCAUAUACUUUUUCGUUUGUCUAAAUAAACCCACCAGCGAUAUGAGUGUGUGCACUAUCAGAAUCGCCAAUAAAACCUUCAUAAUCUCAUCUUCAUCCGUACUAUUUCUACAACCACGAUUACAAUUAUUCUCCUUCAUAAAAUACCUGCGAAAUCGUUUUUGUUUUCGCUGUGUACUCAUCGACCAUUGAUGGCUAGUAAGUAAGAAAAGGAAAGCAUUAGAUUUCAUCAAUAUUAUCAUCACCAUUAAAAUCAACGCAUCCAUAAGUUUUAACUCACAAUAGCAUCCACUCUAUUACUCCCAGAUUAGUUUAUGGAAGGUAAAAAAAAACUUUGCAUAUAUAGCGUCUAAGAAAGCGUUAAGAAACCUAUAUUUCAAUACAGAGCAUAGUGUCCGAAACGGAAUAAAAUAUAUAUUAUUAAUUUUAAGCAACUAUGAAGAAUCAAACGAUUGUAGUGUGGUGCGGAGCGACCGAGAUCAAACCCAGCAAGAAUUUAUAAAACAGUUUGACUGAGUAUUAAAAGCAGUAACGUAUGCCUGUGAGAGAUUGAUUUAAUUUCGAACUCAUGAAAUUUAAUAUUUAGUUUUUAAUGUUUUCGUAAAACAAAUAUAUUUGAGAGAACAUAAAAUUGCAAAAGAGUAGGUAUAAUAAUUGUGGAUGAAUGUGGCCAGCAGCAUUGAAGUAUGAUUGAGAAAAAGGACCGAGUAUAAAAGAAAGAACAUUGUAAUUAUAAUAAUAUAAGUGUUGAAAAAGAGUAAUAUGUUUGUAUUAGCUCCACAUUUUAGCUGUGGUAUUCAAAGCACACAUGCAAGCAGAGAAAUAAGUAUGUUUAGCCAGAGAGAGGUAAUAUAUAUUUAAACAACCGUGUGCGCCAGAAAUGGUGUGGAAUUUUAUUACAAAAUAUGUGCUGUCUUCAGUGACAGUGGAAUAAAAAUGUACAUCUCAAAUUUUUACUACCUAUCGUAUCUCAGAAAUAGAGUGACACUAACUUCUUGCAUGAACAAACGAGUGAGGGAGCGAAAACACACUUUACACAAACACGUAAACAUAAUUGCUAACAAUAACCGGAUAAGACACACCACAAGCAUACUUGUAUUGAAUAACAUACUUGCAUAAAAUAAUAUAUCGAUGAACAAGUGAAACAAACUAUUAAAACUAUUAUA